Molecule: messenger RNA, 2232 nt
Organism: Lathyrus sativus (Indian pea)
Lineage: Eukaryota; Viridiplantae; Streptophyta; Magnoliopsida; Fabales; Fabaceae
Source: the annotation of a GenBank genome assembly
AUGAAACCCGAACUCUACGAAAUCUCCGACGACGAAUGGGAGAAUCACUCUUUCAAACCCUCUCGCGUCCUCAAACGACCUCGCUCUCCACCGCCGCCUCUCGACUCCUUCGCUUAUAAACCUCCUUCUCAAACCCUUUCCUCAUCCGACGAAGACGAUUGCGUCGAAAUCAAUCCAAACACCGCUAAUACCACUGAAUGCCUCGAUGAUUUGGAGGACGCUGAUGUUGAUGACAGUAAAGCAGCUCCUGCGGCGACGUCGACGACUCGGCGGAGGUUUAUAAUCGAUGAUGAUGAGGAUGAGUUUGGCGGAGGGGAUGGGAAUGGAGAUGCUGUUGAUUUGUUUGAGAUUGAUUCGACGGAGGAUGAGAUUGAAGAGGAAAACGAAGAUGAUUUGGUUGGUAGGGCUUUGCAAAAGUGUGCUAGAAUUUCGGUUGAGUUGAAAGGUGAGCUGUUUGGUUCUUCUGGCGUUGCUUGUGAUAGAUAUUCGGAGGUGGAAACUUGUUCAGUCAGAAUUGUUACUCAGGAUGAUAUUGAUGUUGCGUGUGGGUCUGAGGAUUCGGAUUUUCAACCUCUGUUAAAGCCGUAUCAACUGGUUGGUGUCAAUUUCUUGCUUUUGCUGUAUCGGAAGGGUAUUGCUGGAGCCAUAUUGGCAGAUGAAAUGGGGCUUGGCAAAACGGUUCAGGCAAUCACAUAUUUGACUUUGUUGAAUCACUUGCACAAUGAUUCUGGUCCACAUCUUAUAGUUUGUCCUGCUUCUGUUUUGGAAAACUGGGAAAGGGAACUAAAGAGGUGGUGCCCAUCCAUUUCUGUUCUUCAAUAUCAUGGGGCUGCACGCACAGCAUACUGCAAGGAGUUAAACUCCUUAUCCAAGGCAGGAUUGCCUCCCCCAUUUAAUGUUCUUCUUGUGUGUUAUUCACUUUUUGAACGGCACAGUCCACAGCAGAAGGAUGAUCGUAAAAUCUUGAAGCGUUGGAAGUGGAGCUGUGUACUGAUGGAUGAGGCACAUGCUUUAAAGGACAAAAAUAGCUUUAGGUGGAAAAAUCUGAUGUCUGUUGCUCGAAAUGCAAACCAACGCUUGAUGCUGACAGGGACACCUCUUCAAAAUGACCUACAUGAGUUAUGGUCUAUGUUGGAGUUUAUGAUGCCUGAUAUUUUUGCUUCUGAAGAUGUUGAUUUAAAAAAGUUACUAAGUGCUGAAGAUACAGAUUUAAUAAGUCGUAUGAAGUCUAUCUUAGGGCCAUUUAUUUUGCGGCGUCUGAAAUCUGAUGUAAUGCAGCAACUUGUUCAAAAAACACAGAAGGUUGAAUAUGUCAUGAUGGUAAAGCAACAGGAACAUGCAUAUAGGGAAGCCAUUGAGGAGUAUCGUACUGUUUCACAAGCUCGGUUAACAAAAUGUUCUGAUCUGAACUCAAAAAAUGUUCUUGAACUUCUUCCUCGACGACAAAUAAAUAAUUAUUUUGUUCAGUUUCGCAAGAUUGCCAACCAUCCCUUGUUGAUAAGGCGAAUUUAUACUGAUGAGGAUGUAGUUCGCUUUGCUGGGAAGCUACAUCCAUUGGGUGCUUUUGGCUUUGAAUGUACUAUGGACAGAGUUAUAGAGGAGCUUAAAAGUUACAAUGACUUCUCCAUUCACCGGCUUUUACUUCAUUAUCGUAUCAAUGAUAGAAAGGGGGUUCUUUCAGAUAAGUACGUUAUGCUUUCUGCAAAAUGUCGGGCUCUAGCAGAGCUUCUUCCAUCACUAAAGAAGAGUGGUCAUCGUGUCUUGAUCUUUAGUCAAUGGACAUCAAUGCUUGAUGUAUUGGAGUGGGCUUUGGAUGUUAUUGGGUUGACCUACAAACGGCUUGAUGGAAGCACACAGGUAGCAGAGAGGCAAACAAUAGUCGACACAUUCAAUAGUGAUACUUCAAUUUUUGCAUGCUUGCUUUCCACAAGAGCUGGUGGACAGGGCUUAAACUUAACUGGAGCUGAUACAGUUGUGAUUCAUGACAUGGAUUUUAAUCCACAGAUUGAUAGACAGGCAGAAGAUCGUUGUCAUCGAAUUGGUCAAACAAAGCCUGUAACCAUAUAUAGACUGGUGACGAAGGGAACGGUUGAUGAGAAUGUGUAUGAGAUUGCAAAGAGAAAGCUAGGAUUAGAUGCUGCUGUUCUAGAGUCCAUGGAAGAUAUCAAAGAAGGGGACAUGCCUGAGAAGACAAUGGGGGAGAUAUUGUCUGCAAUUUUGUUAAAAUAUUGA